Molecule: messenger RNA, 2338 nt
Organism: Fundulus heteroclitus (mummichog)
Lineage: Eukaryota; Metazoa; Chordata; Actinopteri; Cyprinodontiformes; Fundulidae
Gene: nog2
Product: noggin 2
Exons: 1
Coding region: 985-1620 (211 amino acids)
Biological process (GO): negative regulation of BMP signaling pathway; osteoblast differentiation; negative regulation of cell differentiation
Source: RefSeq, a predicted model, not a curated record
UUGGGACUGCGCUCCUCUCGCUGCAGACACACACUCUCUCACACGCAGUGAAAAGCUCCAGCGCCAAGACUCCUGCAGCAGAGGAGCAGCCCAGUAGGAGCUUCUGUAAGCAGUUAUCAAAGGAGUAAAAAAGGGGGGGAGGUCCCUCUGGAACCUGAAGCGCUCCAGAUUAUGAUGGACUGUCUCGUCAUGAGUUGCAAUUCGGGGCUUUUCUGAGAGGAUCCAGCAAUGCUGCGCUCAGACCAACUCUGAACUCUCCUCAUUUGCAAGCUUUUUUUUUGUUGUUGUUGUUGCGUGUUUUCGUCUGAAACGCGCUGCGGCCGAUAGCGCGAGAGUUCCUCCAGCCUAAGACCGUUUCAUUAGCAGAGAAAAACUGAUCUGCGGUUUGGAUCCUCCUCUGGAAAUAUGAAUGGAUCUUAUUUCUUAAACUGAGAUUCGGCGCCCUGGAUUGCCGGGAGUACCCACGAAGAGAGCAGGCUGCAUGUCCACGAACUGUGCGCUCUGGGACUUUUUGGCAAACCUCAGCGCGUCAGGCGACGCGAAGAGAGAGCCGUGCGUAAAAAUAACACUCAUCGCCAGCUGGUGACAUUCAAAAGUUGGAUUUUGCUCAUUCAUUCCACGCUGCUCUCCCUCGGCUGCUGUCAUCCUAAGUGAAGACAGUUCGCCGCGUCUUCCAGUCCCCCCCUCCACGGGUAACCAUGACAACCUAAAGAAACCCAAAGUGAAUCCAGGGAACGGGGUGAGGCAGCAGAGCGCUUGAAUAGAAGGCUUUCCCCAUUUUUUGCGCUUUUUUUGGGUGCAGGUUUUGUAAAGCUGAGCUUCAUGUCAUCCAAACCCAACAGGCUCUAUUAAAGGUAAUCGCUUUUAGUUUGGGAGUGAACUUAUGACGCGUUGCCUUGCAGACAGCACAGCCACCCUGAAAAGAACUGAAUAAAUAUUUUCCCUCCACCAGAGAAGAGCCAGUGCGCGUAUCAAGGAGGAAUAAUGGGCCUCUCACAAACGCUCCUGGUUUACGCGCUGGUGUGCGUCCACCUCGGAGUGUCCCAGCAUUUCUUUCGCCUCCGUCCGCUGCCCAGCGAGCACCUCCCCGUCCCCGACCUGAAGGAGGACCCCGAUCCGGAGUACGACCCCCGGGAGCAGGACUUGGCCGAGAAGCCUCUGAGGAAAAAGCUCGGCAGCCACUUUGACCCAAACUUCAUGGCCGUCAGCGCGCCGCAGCCGGCGAACGUCUCCACCACGGACGCCCAGUGGAAGCCGCCGGGCCACAUGCCCAACGAGAUUAAAAAGCUGGACCUCACGGAGACCCCCUACGGGAAACGGUUAAAAGUGGGCAAGAAAGCGCGGAGGAAAUUCCUGCAGCUUCUGUGGACCUACACGUACUGCCCCGUGGUGUAUACCUGGAAGGACCUGGGCGUGAGGUUCUGGCCGCGCUACAUCAAGGAGGGGAACUGCUCCUCCGAGCGCUCCUGCUCCUUCCCUGAGGGCAUGUCCUGCAAGCCCGUAAAGUCCAUCAGCAAGACUUUCCUGCGGUGGUAUUGCCAGGGCUUUCUAAGACAGAAAUACUGUACGUGGAUACAGGUGCAAUACCCAAUCAUCUCAGAGUGCAAGUGUUCGUGCUGAGUUUACUCCAAGGAAGUGGACUGGAAAUACACUUUCAAUUGCACUGUUAACUCUCUACAGAGGUGGGCACCAUAGCAGAUCUAUUUUUUUAUAUGGCAUUUAAGUGAAAUACCAACAAUGUACAUAUUUAAGGGAAAAAAGCAGCUAUUUUUUCUAAUUGAACUUGGACCAUAUUCAAACAUUGUUUAUUUUUUUUCCUCCUCCCGGAGCACUUCACGAGGAAGAGCUUUUUUUUUAUAUAAAUAUAUUUUUAUGAGACAUUGAUGAAGGAAAUCAUAAUAUGCUACACUUCUACAAGAGGUGACCUCUUUCUCUUCAACUGAACAAUGAUGCUGUCUGUUAUUUCACUGCAAUGCUGCCUAGAGUUUUUGUAUAAUAUUAAUAUCAAUAAUAAUUAAACUGUAAAAAAAGUUGAGGUUAAAGAUAUAUAAAUAUAUAAAUAUAUAUAUAAAGGCGUGAACUCAGCUUUUCUUUUUUUUUGAAUACUUAGUAUUGUAGGAAUAAGCAAAUCUGUAUGUUUUAUUUAUUAUUUUAACGAUUUGUGAGUAUAGAGCAUAAGGAAAGAGAAUAGCAGAAUAUUACCAGAAAAAAAAUAUGGAAGAUGUCUACUUGAAUAUUUCUAAAAGUGACAAAAAAAGAAAUAAAGAAAAAAGUAAGGCAUAUCAGUGUAUAUGUUAUGGUUACACGUGUUAGCAAUAAAGUCUAUCUUUGCAAUGUG